This is a messenger RNA of Lutzomyia longipalpis, 2935 nucleotides long. RefSeq lists its product as uncharacterized. Gene Ontology annotation, biological process: lipid metabolic process. Lineage: Eukaryota; Metazoa; Arthropoda; Insecta; Diptera; Psychodidae. The record is from RefSeq and is a predicted model, not a curated record.
GUGUUGUAUGUGAAUAAUGGGAAUUUAGUUGUGAAUUUUACAGUGACGCUGGUGAGAUGAGGAGAUUUAGUAGACUGCUGCAUGUUCCUCGAAAGCAGAUCAGACCAUUUAUAGACAUAAUUCAAUCUCAUGGCUACACCGCUGAGGAGCACGUUGCUCACACAGAUGAUGGGUAUUUGCUGACAUUGCACCGUAUACCACCACGAGCAACAGAGCGUAGAGGUGUUGUCUUCCUACAACAUGGACUUCUCUGCUCUUCCGUUGAUUGGAUUGUGUGCGGUCCAGCGAGGGGUUUACCAUACAUGCUUGCCGAAGAAGGUUUCGAUGUAUGGCUGGGGAAUUCUCGAGGAAAUUCCUUCUCACGGCAACACGUGUCUCUUGAUCCGAAAAUGGAGGCCUUCUGGCAAUUUAGCUGGCACGAAGUUGGGAUUUACGAUCUACCAGCAAUGAUUGAUUAUGCCCUCAAUACGACUGGGCAUGAAUCCUUGCACUACAUUGGCUACUCCCAAGGAAGUACUGCGUUCUUCGUUAUGGCAUCAAUGCGAGAGGUGUACAAUGAAAAAAUUUCCCUCUGCCAAGCUCUCGCACCUGUGGCUUUUCUAUCGGAUUCCAAGAGUUUAUUUCUGAAGGCACUCGCACCAUUUGCAAAUCAAUUCAAAUCAAUAUUUAAUCUUCUCGGACAGUAUGAAUUUUUACGUAAUAGAAAAUUCAUGGAGCAAAGGGAAGAGCUGUACGAUAAAUCACAAAUAGAAACUUUGUGGCACAAUGUUCUAUUUAAAAUCAUUGAGAAAUGUUGUGAGCAAAAUGAUCCUGUACUUUUAGCAAAAAUAAUUGAAAACACUCCUGCUGGUGCAUCAAUCAAUCAACUUGUGCAUUAUGCACAAAUCAUAAGCACAGGAAAAUUCAGUCAUUUUGAUUUUGAAAUGCAAGGAAAUUUAAUAAAAUACGGCACUAAAAGACCCCCAGAGUAUCCCCUUCAUAGAAUAAAAAUUCCAACAAUUUUCCACAUUGCUGAUAACGACAUUUUCUCAUCCGUCAGCGAUGUUGAAAAACUCACAAAGACUUUGCCACACCACGUUCAAAAUAUCCGUGUACCAUUUCCUAAAUUUAACCACUUGGAUUUCCUCUUUGCAACCAAUGCGCGAGCUUUGGUUUAUGAGACUGUUGUUGAUGUUCUCAACAAAAAUGCAAUCAAUAAGUGUGAGAAAAAAUAUAGAUAUAUAAAGUUGAAGACAAUGAGUAGGUGUAGUGUGGUGAAAAUUGUGAUUUUUGCACUGUUGUGCGUUAAGUUAUCCCAUGGAGACAGUAUCUUUGGAUUUUGGUCACGCAUUAUGCCGGGUGAGGGAUCAUCCACGGAAUCAUCGGCUGAAUCCUCAAAAUCAUCCAAGGAAAAUCUCGAAAUGUUCAGCAGCCCUCUUGGUCCUCUUGAGGCAAUCUCAGCGGAAUCUGUGGACCAAAUAAGUGAGAUUAGUAAAAUUUGGAAUCCCCUGUCGUGGUUCCAAUCCACUGAGCCCGAGCAGAAGCUACCCUUCAAUUUGGAUUCAGAGUUGGGGACAGCGGAAAUAAUUCGUCGUCACGGCUACCCCUCGGAAGCUCAUACAAUACAAACGGAAGAUGGAUACUUGCUGACUGUCCACCGUAUCCCUUGUGCCCGUUCAGGGUGGACGAGCUGUUUAGCCCAGGGUCGAGGGCGCGGGAAGGCGGUUUUUGUCCAACACGGGCUUUUGGGUAGUUCGGCCGACUGGGUGCUCAGUGGCCCUGAAAAUGGAUUAGCCUUUCUAUUAGCGGAUGUGGGGUAUGAUGUGUGGAUUGGGAAUGCACGUGGCAACACUUACUCCAACCGCCACAUCACACUGAGGAAGGACGAUAGCAAAUUUUGGGAUUUCAGCUGGCACGAAAUGGCCAAAUACGAUAUUCCCGCAGCCAUUGAUUACGUCCUCGAAGUGAAGAACACAGAGAACAAGAGAUACUCCUCCAAUGACACAGUCAUGCAGAUACAUACCGACAUUCUCUAUGUUGGUCACUCAAUGGGGACAACUAUGGCUUUUGCAAUGCUAGCUAUGCGUCCCGAGUACAAUAGCAAAGUUAAAGCAAUGUUCGCUCUAGCUCCUGUUGCAUUCAUGGCCCAUGUGAAGAGUCCAUUGAGGCUAAUUGCACCAUUCUCAAAAGAUCUGGCGUGGUUAAUUAAAUUUAUGGGAAAUGAGUUUCUGCCAAAAAAUAAAAUUAUUACGUUCCUGGCAAAAUAUGCAUGUGAGAUGAACGAUGUGGAGCGCUAUAUAUGCGAAAAUAGUAUUUUUGUCUUGUGCGGAUUCGACAGAGCUCAAUACAAUGCGGAUCUCACCCCCGUAAUUUUUGCCCACGCACCCGCUGGGGCUUCCACUAAAACACUCGUCCACUAUGCACAGGAAAUUCACGAGAAGGGCGAUUUCAAGUACUUCGAUUAUGGGCGUAGUGAGAAUGAGAAGCGCUAUGGACAGCACUCACCCCCGCGCUAUAAUCUCACAAAUAUAUCCACUCCGGUGGCAUUGAUUUAUGCAACCAACGAUUGGCUAGCAGGACCCCAAGAUGUCGAGUUGCUGCACAAGAGGCUCCCAAACUCAAUAGGUAUGUUCAAAGUACCUUUCGAAACUUUCAACCACUUGGACUUUAUGUGGGGAUUGGACGUUAAGCGUUUGGUGUACAUUGAUAUGUUGAAGCUUAUGGAGAAAUACCGGACAACAUAAGUUUCGCCCUUUUGUGAUUUUUUACUUAACAUUUGGAGUUUUAAUAAAAAAAUUCUCCAAGCAAAUGAAGCAAAAGGAUUUAUUGGACAAAAAUAAAAUUCUGCACGAACAUACAGAAAUUUUUGUGUGAAGGAAAACAUUGGUGAUGAAAAUGUAAUAAAAUCCAGAGAUAUGACGGCAAAGAGGAAAUAAAAGCUCCACCACAAAUAUAA